Messenger RNA from Ilex paraguariensis (yerba mate), 454 nucleotides. Lineage: Eukaryota; Viridiplantae; Streptophyta; Magnoliopsida; Aquifoliales; Aquifoliaceae. The record is from the annotation of a GenBank genome assembly.
AUUUAAAAAAAGAAGUAACUUCAAACGGACAACUGAGUGCAAAGUUAUGGCUAAUACUCCACCAAUGCCAGCACCAACCAUCAACAAGGUGCCCAGCGCCCCACGCCAACAACCAACACCCAACAAUGUUGCCCGCGGUGCCCAAUGUCCUCCCGUAGCGCCCACGACGAUCUUGCCCUUGCUCGCGACAUCUAGCGCCCUCGCCGGCGCGCCUAUCGUCAACGUUCUAGCUCGUGCGCCUGUGCACCCAGUGCCUAUGCUCGCUUGCCAGCUAGUGCGCCUCGUUGCCCCCCUUUGGCACCUGCCUUUCCCACCUUGUCGUGACACCGACCUCACUUGCAUCGAGCAUCCACGCUUACAACGUGUGCCCUACUCGUCCCGCAACACCAUGUGCCCUUGGCGGCCGACAUCACCCCCUUUUGGCAAAUCUGGUGCCCAUGCCUCUCGUGCCUGA